AUGCACAACUGUCUACGUAUUCCCGAAAUCGUGACUCUCAUCUUCCAAUACGUGUACGAGAAUGACGAAAACGACAAACAACACGCGAAAACCGUGGCGAAUCUGGCACGAACAUGCAAAGCCUUCACGUCGCCCGCGUUGGGUAUUCUGUGGCAUGAGACAACGUUGACGCGCUUUUUGUCCCUUCUCCCGGACGAUAGCUGGACCAGCAAACACACCUUCAGUGAACUGUCUGGCCAUGGCUGGAACCCCCGAAAGGGAAUGGAUUUUACAAGGAUUCCAACCCCUGUAGAAUGGGAGCGAUUCAGACUCUACGCCAACCGUGUCAAAAAGCUUGAGAUCACCUUUCCGAAAUACGACUCGAAAAUCGGUCAACGAAUCGCAGAUGUCCAUCCCAGUAUGAUCUGCGCAUUACCUCGAUACGGUUGCCUGCCCAGUCUACGACAUUUGCGGUGUGCCUUUGCAGGCCUGUCCAGGCCGUUUUUUGAAACCUUUCUGGUUCCAAGUCUGACAACUAUCGAAUUUCGCUACCACUAUCAUGGUCAUCAUCAAUCCUUCGAUUUCUUUGCGCAGAAGUUUAUGCUCGAAUUGCCCACAAAGGUGCCACGUCUCCAAAAGCUAGUGGUGACGAUCGACGAGCCAUCGUGCAGCUGCGAAACCCACGACAACAUCGCUGCAUCUUUCUCCCUUGAUGAACCUCUACGCAACCUUCCCUCUCUUCGCCAUCUCUCGCACCCCUUCAACAUUUCCUACGAUACCAUUCGGCACCUCGGAUCCGCGACUCAAGCCAUCGAGGUUUUCGAAUCGACAACAGAUAUUGGAGUCUUCAUCAAAUGCGUCAAUGGAAAAACGGGUUUGUUUCCAUCUCUUCGAUACCUGGGGGUCAGAUGUGACAAACUGGCACCUUUCGAGACACUCUUCGCUAAGUUUCCGCCCACGCAACUCCAUGGCCUUCGCGUUGUUUACACAAAUCCAGUCUCCCCCACUCCUCAGGAGUUAUUCCACUUCUUCACAUUGUUGGUCGACCAUGUCUCACGUACAAAUUUCAUCUCCCUCCAGAUAAUUCACGACCCACAACUCGGAUUCGUCCGCCCAUCUGGACAACUGGCAACUUGCGAUCACCUCCAGCCUCUCUUUUCCCUGAAGAAACUUGAACAUCUCGAGCUCGGUUUACAUUACCCUGUCUAUCUCAACGAGCACGAUGAUGGGCCGGAGCGAGUCGCCAAAGCGUGGCCCCGAAUAAAGACCCUUUACCUGCAGCACCAUGUCGCGGAUUUGACCAAACCCGAUAUGACCCUCGGCCAACUAGCGCUAUUUGCAGAACACUGCCCGAAUCUCGAAUCGCUGCGGCUCACUUUGGACCUUACAACUCUACCUGAACCGGAGCCCCUUAAUUCACCGGGGAAUGGCCCCGCCUGCUCCAAGGUGAAGAAUCUGAACCUGAUGCAUACCGUCACGAUGGGAGAGCAUCAGGAGGAACCUGUUGCGAUGAUUCUUUCCUCCCUCUUCCCUUCACUGAAGACCAUCGAAUUCCAUCGUUACCCCGAGUUGGAAUUUUGGGACCGGAUUUUGGAGCAGGCUCAGACAUUCUCCAUGAUUCGGAAGCAAGAGCGGCGUCGGCUAUGGGGUCCAAUUACCAACAGUGCCUGA
This is a messenger RNA of Coprinopsis cinerea okayama7#130, 1650 nucleotides long. RefSeq lists its product as hypothetical. The transcript is spliced from 2 exons. Lineage: Eukaryota; Fungi; Basidiomycota; Agaricomycetes; Agaricales; Psathyrellaceae. The record is from RefSeq and is a predicted model, not a curated record. The coding region runs from base 1 to 1650 and encodes 549 amino acids.